This is a messenger RNA of Ziziphus jujuba (common jujube), 3756 nucleotides long. Its product is annotated as U-box domain-containing protein 19. The record is from RefSeq and is a predicted model, not a curated record. NCBI's taxonomy places the organism in Eukaryota, Viridiplantae, Streptophyta, Magnoliopsida, Rosales, Rhamnaceae. Gene Ontology annotation, biological process: protein ubiquitination; cell surface receptor signaling pathway. The coding region runs from base 81 to 2141 and encodes 686 amino acids. The transcript has a single exon. Gene Ontology annotation, cellular component: nucleus; cytoplasm. Gene Ontology annotation, molecular function: ubiquitin-protein transferase activity; protein binding.
UUGAGCCUUAAAACCAAACUGAAAUCCACACACUGAAAAAACGAAAAACAAGAUCAAUCUUUUUUCCCUCUCUUAGUUCAAUGAUCCAAAGUUUAAACGGAUCGGGUCGGCGGAUUCUGACGUACCCGGAUGUACAUCCAUGCGACGACAUUGCUCCGAACACACUCCUCGAGUUGCUGAUCUCUCUCGCGUACGACAUUUGCUAUUACAAGACCGAGUUCUUCCCCACCAACAAUCGAAAUGCUAAGGAAGUCAUACGUCAAAUCGGAGUUAUUCUCGUUUUCCUCGAAGAAGUCCGAGAACGAGAUUCGGAUCUUCCGGAUUCGGCGGGUUUGUGUUUCUCGGAGCUCCUUUUGGCUUUCCAGAAGAUUCGGUACCUUCUGGAGGACUGUACCAGUGAAGGCUCGCGGUUAUGCAUGCUGAUGAAAUCGGAUCGGGUUGCGAAUCAAUUUCGGGUCUUAAUGCGGGCGAUCUCUACGGCUCUGGAUGUUCUACCUCUUGGUUUGAUCGACCCGAUGGAUGAGAUCAACAGCCAUGUUGAAUUGGUAAUCAGGCAAGCAAGGAAAAAGAAAUUUGAACUCGACCCGAAUGAUAAACGGGUUAAGGAAACCCUGGUAUCCGUUUGGAACGGGUUCGAGAAUGGGAUUAUCCCGGAUAAGGAUAGUAUUAAACGGGUUCUAGAUUAUCUCGGAAUCCGAAGUUGGAGUAUGUGCAACAAGGAGAUGAAAUUCUUGGAUUCGGAAAUUGGGUUGGUGACGAUGAGCUCGAGCGACGAAAAGAAUGAGUUGGGAGGGCUGUGCAGUCUAAUGGGUUUCGUUUGCUAUGCUCGAUGCGUGGUGUUCGACAUCGUCGACGGCGAAACCAGCCGGCAAUCGGAAAACAAUCCCGGCAAUUGGGUUCUGGCUAAUCUGAAUCCGGACGAUUUCCGGUGCCCAAUAUCAUUGGAAAUCAUGGUUGAUCCGGUGACGAUAGAGACCGGACAUACCUACGAUCGCUCUUCGAUUUUGAAAUGGUUCGGAACUGGAAAGUCAAUCUGUCCCAAAACAGGUACGAAGCUCACGAACCCAGAAUUGCUAGUUCCAAAUUUAGUGAUGCGGAAAUUGAUUCAGCAAUAUUGUUCGGAGAAUGGAAUUCCAUCUCCCGAAACGGGUCGUAGAAAUCGCCACGUUAAGGGGGAAAUUCUGGUUGGGUGUUUGGCAGCCGAGAAAGCUAUGAAAAUGGUUACCCAAUUUCUUUCUUGUAUUCUAGCAAAUGGAACAAAGAAAGAGAAGAACAAGGCUUCUUAUGAAAUCAGAAUCCUUGCAAAAACAAGCAAUUUUAACCGCUCUUGUUUGGUGGAAGCUGGUGUGGUUCCUAAGCUGUUGAAGCUGUUGCUUUCAACGGAUUCAUGGACCCAAGAAAACGCCAUUGCAGCUUUAUUGAAUCUUUCCAAGCAUUCGGGAAGCAAAACAGCAAUAGUGGAGAAUUGGGGUUUGGAAUAUAUUGUAGAUGUUCUAAAGCAUGGGGUCAAAAUGGAAGCUCGUCAACAUGCUGCUGGAACUCUGUUUUACCUUGCUUCGGUGGAGGAGUAUCGGAUACUGAUUGGGGAUAAUCCGGAAGUCAUUCCAGCUCUGUUGGAGCUGAUUAAGGAUGGGACUAACCGGGCAAAGAAGAACUCGUUGGUUGCCAUUUUCGGGCUACUAAUGCACCAUGGAAACCAUUGGCGGGUACUAGCAUCUGGGGUAGUGCCUUUGCUGGUUAAUCUUUUAGCAUCUUCGGAUAGAGAAGAUCUUAUUACUGAUUCUCUAGCAAUUCUAGCAACUCUGGCAGAGAAAAUUGAUGGAACAGUUGCGAUUUUGCAACACGGAGAUUUGGAUUCCAUUGUGAAGGCUCUGAAUUCUUCCACUUCAAGGGUAGGGAAGGAGUACUGUGUGUCUUUAUUGCUGGCUCUUUGUACAAAUGGUGGUAAAGAUGUGGUUGCUGUUUUAGUAAAGAACCCAACUUUAAUGGGAUAUUUAUAUUCCUUACUAACCGACGGUACAUCUCGAGCUAUCAAGAAGGCUAGUGCUCUGAUCAGGAUCCUUCAUGAAUACUGUGAAAAAAGGUCCUCUGGUUCAAUGGCUCAUGUUCUUCCACAAGAAAGAUCCAUUCACGUAUGGUAAUGAUAACCCAAGUCCUUUUGUUUUGUAGGGUGGUCUUUCAUUUUUCAUUCUUUUUUCAGGUCGUGUAAAUACACAUUGUUGUGUAGAUAUAUUUGCUUUUACCUUUCAGUUUGAUUUCUUGAUAUUAGCUCGGAUUUUAUAAGAGCAAAUAUCACUAUAUCAGCAUCUAGUUUUUGGAUGAAGCUUUUGUACAAAAAAAAAAAAAUAAAUAAAUAAAAAAAAAUAAAUAAUAAAAAAUUCUGUAUUGUCACUCUCUUAUUUCACUUUUCUUUUAAACAAGUGAAAUAAGAUCAAGUUUUCUUCUGUAACAAUAUUGUUUGUGAAUGCUUGAAUAUGAGAAUGUUUAUCCUUCCGAUUUCUAAGCGAGUUGAAUUGAGCUGCAAUGUUGAGUGCCUUUUCUAGCUUUUUUUACACUCGUUCCAUGGACGGUCUUUGUUGUUUAAGUCCUGCGCAUGACAAAGCUAGCUUGAAUACAAGGCCAAACGAUUCCAAGUUAGUUGAAUUGUGUUGAGAUGUUGAGUGCCUUUUCUAGCUUUUGUACCACUUGUUCCAUGGAUGGUCUUUGUUGUUUAAGUCCUGUACAUGACAAAGCUAGCUUGAAUACAAGGUCAAACGCUUCCAUGGAGUAUUCGCUGCUAAGUUUGGGAUCAGCAAAUUCUUCUAUAUUCCUACCGUCUGCAAGUAAUCUAGCCUGAAUGGCAACAACAUGAACAAAGAGAUGAGCAUGGAAGCUUGAAAUGUUUGUUGAAAAUGUGGAAGAUAUAAAACAUUAUUCCUCACCAUUUUAUUGAGAGGCAUUGGUCUGUUUAGAUUAAAAUUGAUAACCCGCCGCCCUGAGAGAAGUUGCAGUAGCACCAUUCCAAAACUAUAGACAUCUCCUGAAGCAUUUACAUGGUGAUUUUUUCGGUAUUCAGGAUCAACAUAACCAAAUGUUCCCCUCACUUCUGAACUUACAUAGGAUUGAUCCAAGUCCAUGACCUUAGACAACCCAAAGUCUGAAAGUUUUGCUUGAAAUUUAGCGUUGAUGAGGAUGUUUGUUGGCUGCCAAUAGGGAAAUGGCAUUAAAAUUACAGGACUGAAUGGAGAAAGAAACAAAGAAGAAUGUAAAACGGAAUAAACAGACCUUGAUAUCACGGUGAACUAUACAGCCUUCUGGAUAACUAUGCAGAAAACAGACACCCUUAGCGCUGUCAAUUGCAAUCUGAAGUCUAUGAAUCCAUGGAAGAAAUUUAUCUUUACCUGUACAACAGCUUAGUGAUUGUCUUUACACAGGAAAGAAUGGUAAUGAAAAUACUUAGAAGUGAUAAAAGGGAAAAUACCAAAUAGCCACUCUGAAAGGUUUCCAUUAUGGCAGAGCUCAUAGACUAGGAAACAUUCUUCUUUAUCCUCACAAUAGCCAAGCAAAGCAACAAGAUUUUGAUGUCUGACAUUGGAAAGACUUCUAACUUCCCUUAUGAAUGUAUCUAUGUAUCCAUCCUUGAUUAUAUGUUUGACUGCAACAUGCUGUCCAUUUGACAGUACGCCUUUAUAUACCUUCCCUGGAAAAUUUUCCGAAUCAUAUUAAAUUCCAACUUUGUGAUAAUAAUACUAAAUCAAGUGCUAUUUUUCCUUAAAA